AUGCAAAGCAAGGCGAUGGCCCCUGUACCACACUGGGCAGAGCCCCUUCUUCCUGGGCUCGUCGCCCACCCAGCGCAUGUAGAUCCGAACGUGGAUCCGCAGACUUGGGAGAAGAUCGAUGUCGAGCGUACUACAGGGGGGGAAGUAAAGACAGUCGGCAACAAGGAUGAACGGGCAGAGCUGAAACUUGUGCCGCAACAUGUCGACACAUAUUCGGGUCCGUUUCCACUGCACAUGGUUGAGCAACACAACAACGGCCGAUGCUUUCCUUGCCUUUUCUUUUCAAAAAGAGGAGAUGGCUGCAGGAAGGGUGACGAUUGCACGCACUGCCACGUCUGCCUCCCGCAUGAGGUUCGCCGAAGGAGGAAUCGUAUGCACGCGGAGAUGAAGGCGGCAAGGCAGGCUGCUGCAAGGCGUCGACACCACGGGGUGAAGGAGCCAGAACCAUGUCAGUGA
Molecule: messenger RNA, 456 nt
Organism: Symbiodinium sp. CCMP2456
Lineage: Eukaryota; Dinophyceae; Suessiales; Symbiodiniaceae
Source: the annotation of a GenBank genome assembly